AUGGCACCACGAGACACUCACCCGAGCUCCAAUCUCGUGAAUCCCACUGGUCUUCCCGAUCCUCAGUGGUACUCUCAUGGUAUAAGCAUUGAAGGUGCUGGGAGAACCAUCCGCACAUCUGGACAGGUUGCACAGCGCGACGAUGGCACCUGGCCAUCAUCUGUGGCAGAGCAGAUCCAACAAGCUGUGGCUAACUUGGAGAAAGUUCUUAAAGCCGCUGGCGCAUUCCCUCGAGAUAUUGUUCAUCUUCGCUUUUACGUCGUUGACUGGGACCUCUCUGCAGCUAAUGACCUCGUUGCACCAGUCUUGGCUCUCCUCACAGACAAAUAUGGUUCUGCCAAUAAACCAUUGACAACGCUCGUACCUGUUCCCAAACUUGCGUUCCCGGAAGCAAAGUUUGAGAUUGAAGCGAUUGCUAGCCUCUCAAGUGCCUCAAUUUCUACACCGACCGUUGAGACCGAUGUCGUUGUGGUUGGCGGCGGCUUCUCAGGUGUCAUGGCUGCAUACGAACUAAACCAAGCUGGAUACUCGGUCAUUCUUUUGGAAGCCAAACAUCGUAUUGGAGGUCGCAGUCGAACUCAACGACUUAGAACCAAUCCGAACGCAGUUGUUGAGCUUGGUGCAACAUGGAUCAAUAAGAAGACACAACCCACCAUAUAUGCUCUGACGCAGAAGUUUGGACUGCAAACUGAAGCUCAAUACACAGAAGGCGAUCAGAUUUACCAAGGAUAUGAUGGGAGAAUCUAUAGAUGCAAUAUGGAUCAAGCUCAUAAUGAGAAUACUCAACAGGUGCAAAAGUUUAUUCUUCUCAUGGCUGAAGCUGCCGAAAAGUGUAAUAUCCGCCUCUUUGACGAGUUUCCAGAAGAGGAGGAUGUUACAUUGGCUGAAUGGGUAGCCCAAAAAGGCCUCGCGGAUAACCCUGCCGUUAAGGCAACUUGUCGAUUGUUGUGCUCUGCAGUUGUCGGCUGUGAGCCGGAAGAUGUUGGAGCACACUACUUCUUGGACUAUCUCAAAUCUUGCUGUGGAUACAUGAGCAUCGUAAGCGAAGGCGAUGAUGGCGCUCAGUCCCUCAAAAUCAAGACCGGUACAUCAUCCAUAGUUGAUGCUCUAGCAAACACCCUACCUGCUGGUUCUGUAAUGCUUCACAGCCCAGUUGACAGCAUCUCUCAGUAUGCCAAGAAUGAAGUUCACGUCACAACCAGCAGUGGCGCAACCUACAAGGCGAAAAGAGUCAUCAUUGCCAUCCCAACAAACACAUAUACUAACAUUCAGUUUACCCCGCCAUUGCCGCCUACCAAGAAAGCUCUCGUCACUCGAACAAAACCAGGUAUAUAUGCAAAGGCCAUCUUGACAUACUCGUCCCCGUGGUGGCGAGAGGCAGGGCUUGUGGGAAAGUUUGAAUCAGUCAUUGGCCCCGUAUGUUUCAGCUGGGAUAUCAGCGACCUUUCUAAGAAACAAUACAGCUUGGCGAUUUUUAUUGCCGGAAAGGUCGCCAGCGAGUGGCAUAAGUUGGAUGAAUUAGCGCGCGAAGAAGCCAUCAUUGAGCAUCUGGCAACGCUUGUGGGAGAGAACUCUUCGCUUGCAGCAAAAGCCCGCAAUAUCCUAGAGUUCAACAUGGUAGAGUGGACAAAGGAAGAAUAUAUCGGUGGUGCACCGACUAGCGCCUUAGGCCCCGGUAUGCUGAAAAAGUUUGGCACAGUUCUCAGGGAGUCCGUGGGAAGCAUUCAUUUUGGGGGUGGAGAGACGGCAUACGAGUGGAAGGGUUACAUGGAGGGUGCUAUCACGGCUGGACAACGGGUUGCCAAGGAGGUCGCUGAUGAACUAGCAGCUCAACCUCAGCUCUAA
Messenger RNA from Trichoderma breve, 1845 nucleotides. Its product is annotated as flavin containing amine oxidoreductase domain-containing protein. The transcript is spliced from 4 exons. Bases 1 to 1845 code for a protein of 614 amino acids. Gene Ontology annotation, molecular function: oxidoreductase activity. The record is from RefSeq and is a predicted model, not a curated record. Lineage: Eukaryota; Fungi; Ascomycota; Sordariomycetes; Hypocreales; Hypocreaceae.